ACUUUGACACUGGAUAUGCACCAAAUUAAUAACCUGUAGCUAUUAUUAAAAAGCAAGAUUAUUUUCAUGUGAUAAUCCCAAUUGUAUAGUGUAUCAAGUAUAAGUACAAAAUGGAUGUCACGCAGAUGUUUGUCUUGAUUCUCUUUUCUUUAUUUACUGAGUUUAACUCAGUCACCGGUUACAAAGCUGCAGCGUUUGAACUAUCCAUUUUUGUGGUAGAUCCUCAUCCUUUGACUAGAAAUGAAGCAUUAAGUGUAAUGCGUAAAAACGUUGCUGUCUACAGAGAGCAAGCGAGAAUGGCAGUUGAACAAGGUGCACAGAUUAUUGUAUUUCCAGAAAAAGGUAUAUACGGUUUUAGUCACUCACGAUCGACAAUAAAGCCUUAUCUUGAACCAAUACCGAACCCUUCAGAAAAAAUGUUCAUAAAUCCGUGCAUUAAUAAGACACUGACGAGAAAUGAAAUACUCCAGGAACUAAGCUGUAUUGCACGAUAUAACUCCAUCGCUUUGGUUGCAAACAUGGGUGAUAUACAAUAUUGCACAUCACGGGAUCCAAAUUGCCCUAACGAUGGCCGAUAUCAGUUCAAUACAGAUGUAGUGUUUGAUACUGAUGGUCGAUUGAUCGCUAAAUACCACAAGCAACAUCUUUUUCAUGAGAUGGCAUUUAACACACCUGCAAAAUGUGAGUUCGUCACAUUUGUUACGUCAUUUCAGGUGCGCUUUGGAGUUUUUACAUGUUUUGACAUGUUGUUCAAAGACCCUGCCAUCGAUUUGGUGAAAGUUUAUGGCGUAAAAAAUAUCGUGUUUCCUUCGGCUUGGUUCAAAGGAUUUCCAAUGUUUAUUUCUAUCGAGUUCCAACAAGCUUGGUCACGAACGAACUGCAUAAACCUUAUUGCAGCUAACUUGUUGUAUUCUCUAUUGGAUUUCACAGGAAGUGGAAUUUACAGCUGUGGGGAAGUAAAGAUAUACACUUAUUACAACGGCUCAAUUGCAAAUCGAUUGCUCGUUUCAACACUGCCUGAAAACCUCAACACUCAUAAUCAGAAGGGAAAGAGACAAAUUGAAAUAUUAAAGCAAUUUUCUGUUGAAAAGGCUUUACGUACAACGGCGAAAGAAAGAGUUUUUAGUGACCCCACGGAUAUAUACAAGCCUUUCCACGCUGUUAUUAAUUCGAAUCUUUUUACCUUGAUUAAGUUGGCUUCUUCAGAAAACGAUGUCUCUGUUUGUGGCAAUGGUCUAUGUUGUAGUAUGAAAUAUGCGCUUCCACAAGGAAAAAAUUUUACUGAAACAUUUGCAUUUGGCGUAUUUCGAGGAUAUAAUCCUAAUGGAUAUUAUUGGGAAGUUUGUACAUUAAUGAAGUGCAAGUCUGCUGAACAGAGGUCAUGUGGUUGGGUUGUAAUAAAUUCUGAAACUAUAUUUGACUCAUUUACAAUACAUGGAAACUUUACAAAAACUGCCGUUGUCUUUCCAACUUUCUUAAGUAGUGGUAAUAAACUUGUACCAAAAGAUAAGGUAUAUUUUUUGACUGAUCAUACGGUUGUAUGUGAAGCAUUUGAAGAGCCUUUGCUUACAGCAAAUCUUAUAGCCAGGGUGUACUCAAAAGACAAGCAAAAUAGAAAAAUUGCAUGAACUGCAUAGCUGAAAACUUGCAUUGCAACUCUUUAAAGUCAAUUUGAAAUCAUGAUGCGCAGCUUUAUAACUUUGGGUCUUUUGGAUGAUAUAAUACCUUGAUCACUGAAUUAAAUGAUGUGGAAAUGUAAAAUUAUUUGAAUCGAACAUUAAAUGUGUAUACUGUUAA
Xenia sp. Carnegie-2017 is the source of this 1797-nucleotide messenger RNA. Its product is annotated as biotinidase-like. Gene Ontology annotation, molecular function: hydrolase activity, acting on carbon-nitrogen (but not peptide) bonds, in linear amides. The record is from RefSeq and is a predicted model, not a curated record. Lineage: Eukaryota; Metazoa; Cnidaria; Anthozoa; Malacalcyonacea; Xeniidae.